AUGUUGGUCAUAAAUGUCGAAAAACCUUUCUGGACGGCGGUGGCGGCGGUGUUCGCGUUGGCCGUCACGCACGUUAUGCCGGCGGAAAACGCGAGAAUAUUGGCGGUGAUGACGAUACCAGGCAAGAGCCACUGGAACUUUAUGAGUGCCGUGCUGCGGGCUCUGACGGACCGCGGACACAGCGUUACCGUGUUCACGGUGUUUCCAGACGGGAACCGCGAAAACUAUACGGAAGUGGACACUUCGACAAAAGUGUCGAAAAUCGUCGGCAUGGACCUGGCAGAAAUGCAACGGCUGUACGGCGACCCGCUGUACACGGUUCCGACAAGGAUGAAAACAUACCGAACGUUCUGUGACGGUAUUUACGACGACCGCCGGGUGACCGGUCUGUUGGCCGACGGCCUGGACGUCAAUUUCGACGCGGUCGUUAUCGAACACGGCCCGCCGUCCUGUUUGACGUACUUGACGGCCGGAACGAGACUUCCCGUCUUGAGCGCAGUGCCUUAUGCGAAGAAGUUAUUCGCGGAAUCCGGGAUGGUCGGCGACGUGCCGAACCCGGCGGCCGUGUCGUCCAUGUUCUUCCCGCACGCCGUGCCGAAAACGUUCGCGCAACGGUUCUCCAACGCCGUGCUGUCGUUUUACAUCGAAGUGUCCGCCGCGCUGUUCGAUUCACCGGUCUUCCUCGACCGGCGAAAACCGUACAACGCGUACGUCGCCACACCCCCGUCAAUAGUGUUUACCAACGGUCAUUACAUUAGCGACGCGGCCAGGCCGAUUCCGCCGAGCAUCGUCAACGUGGGCGGCAUCCAUUUGAAACCGCCGGAGAAAAUACCAAAAGUAUCGUUUGUAUCUAUUAAACCGUUUCUACACGCGUAGCGGUGUAUCUAAAAAAAUAAGAAACAAUACGCACGAGCGGAAGAAUUCCGUGACUAGAAUCGAAUUUCCCUCAUCGAACGAUUCGGUGCCUUGGCGAUAUUUACACUUUUUUUUUUUUUUUUAUUUAUUAUCCGGAUAGGAAAUUGACAAAAUAGAAGAUCGCUCGUCUCGCUCAGUUUUGGGAAUAUUUUUUUUUAUCAUUACCAAAAAGUACGAUUUGAAUGCAUUUCCGUUAAGCCCCGAGAGUUUUAUAAUAUUUCAUUCAAAUUUAUAAAAUAUUAUUUUUAUAGUAAAAUGACUGAUAAAAUGUUUUAUCUUUCCAUAUUUUGCAUCUAAAUAAUAUUUAAAAAAAUAUUCGUAAUGUAACGGGAAUUUUAUUUUGUAAAUAUUUUAAAAAUUAUAAUUUUCUAACUUUUUUUUCUAAUACUAAAAAAUGCGAUAAACCGUAUCACGUGACUUGCCACAGUCGGUUAUUGAACUCGAGUCCCAGCAUUAAUCAACCUAACGCCUUAUGGACUUUACAACCUACCCAAUUGUUAACAAGUCGAUAUUAUAACUAUGUAAGUUAUUAAGUAAAUUUCAAAAUAUUAUAAUACAGGUACCGUGACAUCUCGAAAUUGUGGACUUUUUGGGAACUUUAUCCCCUCUGAGUAGUGCACACCUGUAUCAAGGGGAAGGUGUAGGAGCUGGUGCGGUUGACGUGCCCCGUUUUUUUGUUUAUUGGUUAUUUCGGUGUAUUUUAUCGUUCAAUAAAAUAUGGUAACUUAAAUAAAAAUGUAAGUUCUCCACUUCCACCCCCCGCAAAAAAAAAAAAAAAAAAAAAAAAAAUUGGCCAUGGGGCUAUAUAAUACAAUGUAAUGACCGAAUGCAACCAAUAAAAGUUUAAUUUACCUGCCAACUACAUUACAAAUUAUCUGUUUUCGGUUUAUGUUAUUUGAAAUGUUAUGGCGAUGAUGAGUAAUAAACGACUGGUAUCGUUUAAUGCGUGAACAGCGAAUCGUCGUCCACCCGAUGUGGUCUCGGCGUACUUUAAUCGUAAUAAUAUUUGUUUAAAUGAUUACAUUUUUCCGAUCUGGCGAUGUCCGAGAUGUAUUAUCGGUCGGUCGUUAGUAACGGUUGGGUCUAUAUUCGGAAAACUUAAGUAUUGCAAUUAUUGUAUGGACUGAGUACGCAUUAUCGGGACAAACCGGAUGGAAAACUCCUAGGUUCCAACGUGGAUAUCGAAUUUAUAUGUUUCCAGAAUACUCUUAUUGAGUCAAAGUUAAAACGUUUUGAAACCAACUAGACCAGAAUGUCACUAUAAUAUGUCAAUACAAACAUAUUAAAUUCUGAUUUAAACAUUUCCAGCAAAGUCUCAACAACGUUAAAGCAAAAAAUAUUAUAUUUUUAAUAUCAAAUUUUUACAAAAUUGGAGAAAUUUAGAAAACCAUCACCGAUUUCCUAAAGUUAAUUUUUUAGGACGUACAUAUUUUCGUUUGCAGGAUGUGUUAGAAUUUAUAGAGGAAUCUUCGCACGGGGUCAUACUGUUUACGUUCGGUUCAACUGUAUCAAUAUCUUCAAUACCGGAUCGCAUUAAAACUGUGUUUUUAGAAGUAUUGGCUCAACUCCCGCAGAGGGUUUUGUUGAAAUACGAAGGCGAAUUGAAAAAUAAACCCCACAACGUGAUGACCAGUAAAUGGUUUCCUCAACGGGAUAUACUCGGUAAGGUCCGAAAUUACGAUAAUUCGGAUGGGUUGAUUGUUCCAUAGGCAAUAGCCAUACCGGAUAAACAUGCGGUUUUUUUUUUUUCAUCAAUUCAAGUGCAUCCGAAAAUCAAGCUAUUCGUCAGUCACGGUGGGAUAGCCGGAGUGUACGAAGCGGUGGACGCCGCCGUUCCCGUUUUAGGAUUUCCGUUGUUUAGCGACCAAUAUAAGAAUAUGGGAGACUUGGUCGAAGCGGGCAUGGCGAUUUCUAUGGAUUUGUUGUCCGUUAGUGCGGAUGCGUUUUUAAAAAACGUCGUGGAACUCGUCAACAACGACAAGUAAAUCGGUCGUUUGCGCCAUUUAAAUUUCGAUGUGUACCUUGAUACGUUUCGUUUUAGGUACAAGAAAAACGCCGAGAUCGCUUCGAGUAUAUUCAAAGACCGUCCGAUGUCACCGCAACAGUCGGUCGUGUACUGGACCGAGUACGUGAUUCGUCACAAAGGGGCGCCGCAUUUGAAAUCGCACGCGCUCAAUUUGACGUGGUACCAAUACUUCUUAUUGGACGUGAUUGCAGUCGCGUUACUUUCAAUUUCGAUCGUAACGUACGUAAUUUAUAGAGUAUUCAAAUUGUUGUAUCAGUAUACGUGUAAGCGUUAUUACCGCGUUAUUAAAGUAAACCGUUCCGAUAGGUUGAAGAACGAUUAA
Messenger RNA from Cinara cedri, 3263 nucleotides. The record is from the annotation of a GenBank genome assembly. Lineage: Eukaryota; Metazoa; Arthropoda; Insecta; Hemiptera; Aphididae.